AUGGAAGCCAAAGGCGGAGAAGUGACCGUCUUGGAGGACGAGCUAAAGAAGCUACAGGGGAUGACUGAAACCCAAAUGGCUGACGAUGCGAUGGAAACGGAGGAAAAUGAAGAGGUGGACCGUCGCUCGAUAUACGUCGGUAACGUAAGUGAUAGUUUAGGGCGUCAGUAUGCCCAGGUGGAUUACGCUGCUAAGCCACACGAGUUGCAAGAAUUCUUUAAAGCAUCCGGGCAAAUAAACAGGAUCACCAUCAUUGUAGACAAGUGGACCGGGAAGCCGAAAGGGUAUGCUUAUAUCGAAUUCGCUAAUGAGGAUGCGGUGAACAAUGCUCUGAUGCUAAAUGACUGCGUCUUUAAGGAGCGCAUAAUCAAGGUCAGAACACCUCCCUUAAAGCCCAAACGACAUGCAGGUCACUCCUAA
Messenger RNA from Babesia ovata, 420 nucleotides. Its product is annotated as RNA recognition motif-containing protein. Lineage: Eukaryota; Apicomplexa; Aconoidasida; Piroplasmida; Babesiidae. The transcript has 3 exons. Bases 1 to 420 code for a protein of 139 amino acids. The record is from RefSeq and is a predicted model, not a curated record. Gene Ontology annotation, molecular function: RNA binding.